Molecule: messenger RNA, 3534 nt
Organism: Oncorhynchus nerka (sockeye salmon)
Lineage: Eukaryota; Metazoa; Chordata; Actinopteri; Salmoniformes; Salmonidae
Product: NACHT, LRR and PYD domains-containing protein 12-like
Biological process (GO): intracellular signal transduction
Molecular function (GO): protein binding
Source: RefSeq, a predicted model, not a curated record
AUGAAGAGUGAUCAGCCACCUGCUUUCAGCCAGGAAUCAUUACCAGAUGACAAUAAGGAAGUGGAGAGUUUGGACAGUGAGGAUGUAUUAAAGAUCACACACAACCUUCUGGACAGAAGAAGUGAAACUCUACUGACAGUCCAACAAGACAUUAAGGCUAAACUGAAACACAAGUAUCAACACAUAUCUGAAGGAAUUGGACACCAUGGAAACCAAAGUCUGUUCAAGGACAUCUACACAGAGCUCUACAUCACAGAGGGUGGAAGUGGAGGGCUCAAUAAUGAACAUGAGGUUAGACAGAUAGAGAUGGCAUCCAAGAAACAAACCACACAAGAGACACCAAUCAAAUGCAACGACAUCUUCAAGCCUUUACCUGGACAAGACAAACCUAUCAGAACUGUGCUGACAAAAGGAAUCGCUGGCAUUGGAAAAACAGUCUCUGUGCAGAAGGUCAUCCUUGAUUGGGCAGAGGGAAAAGCAAAUCAGGACGUUCAUUUCAUGUUUCCUCUUCCUUUCCGUGAUCUGAACCUGAAAAAGGACCAAUACAGUCUGAUGCAACUUCUUUCCCACUACUUCUCAGAGCUGAAAGAGAUUGACAGCAUUGAAGAUGGUGAAACCAAAACUGUUUUCAUUUUUGAUGGUCUGGAUGAGUGUCGACUUCCUCUAGACUUCAAAAACAAUGAGAAGUGCUCUGAAGUCACGAAGCCAACCUCAGUGAACGUGCUGCUGACAAACCUCAUCAAGGGGAAUUUGCUUCCCUCUGCUCUACUCUGGAUAACUUCACGACCUGCAGCAGCCAAUCAGAUCCCUCCUGAGUGCGUUGACCAGGUGACUGAGGUACGAGGGUUCAAUGAUCCACAGAAGAAGGAGUACUUCAGGAAGAAAAUCAAAGAUCAGAAUCUGGCCAAUGAAAUCAUCAAACACAUGAAGACAUCAAGGAGCCUCCACAUCAUGUGCCACAUGCCAGUGUUCUGUUGGAUAUCAGCCACUGUCCUUGAGAUGAUGCUGAAAGAGGCAGAGAAGGAUGAAGUCCCCAAAACUCUGACCCAGAUGUACUCACACUUCAUACUCAUCCAAAUCAUUGCGAAGAACAAGAAGUACAACAAAGCCACAGAGACAAACGCAAAGGAACUGUCUCAGUCAGACAAAGAGAUGAUCCUGAAACUGGCUAAACUUGCUUUCCAACAGCUGCAGAAGGGCAACCUGAUCUUCUAUGAGGAGGACCUGAGAGAGUGUGGCCUUGAUGUCACAGAGGCAUCAGAGUACUCAGCAUUGUGUACAGAGAUCUUUAAAGAGGAAUCUGGGCUGUACCAAGACAAGGUCUACAGCUUUGUGCAUCUGAGCAUUCAGGAGUUUCUAGCAGCAGUGCAUGCUUUAGAAUCAUGUCUGAACAAGAAGGAAAAUGUUUUCUCCCCACUAGAUGAUGAAGAGAAAAAGUCAAUCAGGUUGUCUGACUUACACAGGAGAGCAGUGGACCAGGCCUUGAAGAGUGAGAAUGGACACCUGGACCUGUUCCUCCGCUUCCUUCUGGGUCUCUCACUGGAGUCCAAUCAGAAUCUGUUACGAGGCCUUCUGACACAGACAGGAAGGACAACACAGACCAAUGCAGUUGAGAGAACAGCCAGGUACCUUUCAAACAAGAUCAAGAAGGAAUCCUCACCCGAAAGGAUCAUCAACUUGUUCCACUGUCUGAAUGAACUUGGUGCCAACUCUCUAGUUGAAGACAUGCAGACCUCCCUGCGAUCAGGAACUAUUUCAGAAACAAUACUAGAACCUGACCAAUGUUCAGCCCUGGCCUACCUGUUACUGAUGUCAGAGGAGGUGCUGGAGGAGUUUGACCUGAAGACAUACAACACAUCAGAGAAAGGUUAUCAGAGGUUGCUGCCUGUAGUGAAAACCUGCAAGAGAGCACUACUGGAUCACUGUGAACUCACAUAUGAAUCCUGUGAGACUCUGGCCUCAGCUCUGCAGACACCAAACUCCCCCCUGAGAGAACUGGACCUCAGCUACAAUGACCUGGGAGACAGAGGAGUGGAGCUGCUCUGUGUUGGACUAACCAGUCCACUCCGCAACAUACAGACACUAGUACUGGCUGACUGUUACCUCACAUAUAAAUCCUGUGAGACUCUGGCCUCAGCUCUGCAGACACCAAACUCCCCCCUGAGAGAACUGGCCCUCAGCUACAAUGAUCUGGGAGACAGAGGAGUGGAGCUGCUCUGUGUUGGACUAACCAGUCCACUCCGCAACAUACAGACACUAGAUCUAGGUCAGUGUGGUCUGACAGAGGGUUGCUGUUCAGAUCUGGCCUCAGUCCUGAGUUCACCCAACUCACAACUGAAACAACUGGAGCUGAGAGACAAUGACCUGCAGGACUCAGGAGUUACACUGCUGUCUGCUGGACUGGAGGAUCCAGACUGUAAACUACACACACUGGGGCUGUCUGGCUGUCUGGUCACAGAGGAGGGCUGUGCUGCUCUGUCUUCAGCUCUGAGGUCAAACCCCUCCCACCUGAAAGAGCUGGACCUGAGCUACAAUCACCCAGGAGACUCUGCAGGGGGACUGCUUUCAGCUGCUCUGGUGGAUCCCACAUAUAAACUGAUGAAGCUGAAUGUGGAUCAUGGUGGAGAGUGCAGGCUGAAAUCAGGGCUGAGGAAAUAUGCCUGUCAUCUCACCCUGGACCCAAAUACAGCAAACCCAAACCUGAGACUGUCUGAGGGGAACAGGAAGGUGACACGGCUGUUGAAGGAGCAGCAUUAUGAAGACUAUCCAGACAGAUUGGAUCAUCCCCAAGUUCUCUGCAGAGAAGGCUUAUCUGGAGGUCGUUAUUACUGGGAGGUGGAGAGGGAUGGUGGCGGGGCUUACAUUGGUGUGGCGUACAAAGGAAUGGAGAGGAAGGGAGGGCAGAGUGACCGUAGGAUUGGACACAAUAGGAAGUCCUCGUGUUUAUUCUGCUCUGAUGGUUGUCAUAACAUUUACCAUCAUGGAAUCAUCAGAUCCAGUCGACCGAUCAAGAAUUUUCCUGUUUCUAAGAGAGUUGGAGUGUAUCUGGACUGGUCAGCUGGUACUUUGUCCUUCUAUAGUGUGUCCUCCUCUGGUACACUGACACACCUUUACACAGAACACACCACAUUCACUGAACCCCUUUAUCCUGGGUUUGGGUUUGAGGUUUCCUCCUCUGUGACCCUGUGUCAGAUAGAUGACCAACACAUUCAGAGAGACCAUGGUGGAGAGAGUUGGACCAAGCCUGGACCUGAGGACACCAGAGACCAUGGUGUAGAGUGUUGUAUCAAGCCUGGACCUGAGGACACCAGAGACCAUGGAGGAGAGAGUUGUAUCAAGCCUGGACCUGAGAAAUGUGAGUGUUAUUUGAUUUAAUUGUUUUUAAAUCAAAAUAGUUUCAAAGCAUUCAUUGUAGUUGAUUUCAAGGCAAGGAACACAAUCAUGAUCUAUUUGGUCAAAACAAAUGUAUUUAUAUUAUAUUUCUACAACAACUAAGAGUAUUGGAGAGCAAGGCUAAACUUCUCUGCUGUUUUG